Penicillium odoratum is the source of this 1149-nucleotide messenger RNA. Its product is annotated as 1-aminocyclopropane-1-carboxylate deaminase/D-cysteine desulfhydrase. The record is from RefSeq and is a predicted model, not a curated record. Bases 1 to 1149 code for a protein of 382 amino acids. Gene Ontology annotation, molecular function: D-cysteine desulfhydrase activity. NCBI's taxonomy places the organism in Eukaryota, Fungi, Ascomycota, Eurotiomycetes, Eurotiales, Aspergillaceae. The transcript has a single exon.
AUGAAGAUGACCGAAAAACUCAUCCAAAUACCUCGCUCCCAACUUCUAUACUCUCAUCCAUCACCAAUACACGCCCUCAAAUCACUCACACUGAAUCACCUUAAACCUCCAAUAUCCAUCCACGCAAAACGCGAAGACCAAUCAUCCCCCCUAGCCUGCUCAGGCAACAAAUAUCGCAAAUUAGAAUAUAUAGUUCCCGACAUUCUAUCCUCAACCCCAAAAUACGGCUACCAUGAACUUCACCCAAGAGAAGAAAAUCUCCCCGGCCCAGCAACCACCCUAGUAACAGAGGGCGCUAUCCAAAGUAACCACACAGUCCAAGUGGCCGCCCUAGCACGCAAACUAGGUCUAAAAGCUCAUAUCCUACUACACCGCGGGACAGGCGGUGGACUACGAACAGCUACCGACAAGACAUCAUUCUUGCGCGCAGGGAAUGUACAGGUAAAUCGGCUUUUAGGUGCCGAUGUACACGUCUACGACGAGGGGGAUCCAGUGGCGGAUGAUGCGAAUCCGGUAUUGGAGGAUUUGCGCGCGCGGGGUGAGAUCCCUUAUUGGAUUCCUGGUGGGGCGAGCUUGCAUCCGCUUGGUGGGCUGGGGUAUGUUCGAGGAGCGGUGGAGAUUGUUGAGCAGGAAGAGGUGCUUGGGUUGGGUGGAUCGGGGAGGUUUGAUGUUGUGUUUGUGGCGUGUGGGAGUGGCAGUACGGUUGGGGGGUUGAUUGCGGGGUUUAGGAUGCUGGAGAAGAGUGGAAUGGCUCCGAGGAAAGUUAUCGGGGUUUUGAAUUCUCCGACGAAGCCGAGGAGUUAUCAUGAGGAGAGGGUACUUGCUUUUGCGAGGCGGGCUGGGACGUUUGUUGGGUUGGAGGAGGGGGAUAUCAGUAUGAAGGAUGUGUGCCUUGAGGAUCGGUUUGUUGGAACGGGGUAUGGGGUUUUGGAUACGGAUACUAGUCUUGCUUUGGAGACCAUGGCGCAAAUGGAGGGUGUUCUCCUGGACCCGGUGUAUACUGCCAAAGUGGCUAGGGGAAUGAUGCAGUGGGUGCAAGAAAAGGAGAUGAAGGAUUAUGCCGAACAAUUGGACUUGAAACAGGUAAAUGUGUUAUUUAUUCAUACGGGUGGACAGACUGCUCUGGGAGCAUACGCAGAUAGAAUAUGA